Molecule: messenger RNA, 4228 nt
Organism: Lycium barbarum (goji berry)
Lineage: Eukaryota; Viridiplantae; Streptophyta; Magnoliopsida; Solanales; Solanaceae
Product: putative F-box/LRR-repeat protein At3g58880
Exons: 6
Coding region: 2457-3761 (434 amino acids)
Molecular function (GO): protein binding
Source: RefSeq, a predicted model, not a curated record
UUGUUUAUUUACAAAAACAUCCUCCACCUUAUUUUGUAGAAAAAGGAUUUGAGGGACCUCAGGGGAUUUUUGGCAUUUUUAUUAUUUUUAUCGAGAAAUAAUUAAUCACGGUACUAUUAUUCCAACAUCUGGCAGAAACAACUUAUCCCAAUAUUAAUUCUAAUCCUAGUAUAACUUAUUUCAAGAUUAGUAACCAAACAAGAAAUAAAAAAGUACAAAAUGUUCUAUCCCAAGAACUAAACGACCCCUUACUACCCUUACACUAACUUUUACUUAACCAUGUUAAAAAUAGUUGGAGUAUUAAGACAUUAAACUAACCUUGCAACACAAAAAAAAAAAAAAAAGUAAAUCCCUACAAAAGAUUUGCCAUAUCACGCCACGGCCACGGGGCCGACCAAAGCAAAUCAAUGGCAGAACAAAACUAGCCUAGCCCUAAUUUACUAUAACAACCUUGUUAGUUAGCCUCAGUUUAGGCCAGCCUUUAUGACAUCAUUAUUGCAUUGUGUCAUUUGGAUCUAGCAGAAUCGGUGCUAGAUAUCGUGUUUCUUUAUAGGAGACUUGUCCAUAUUAUGUCAACAUAGACCCACGGCCCAGGAGACAUUGAAGCAUUCGUACAUGCUAAUUGUUGCAUCUUUGAGGGUAAUAUGGUCAUUUGGCGGACUAAUUCCUUUUUGAGUGGCUUUUGAGGAAAAGAAGUGAGGGAUGGACUUGCAGAGAAAUAUUAGAGUGUUAAAAAAAAAAAAAAUUCCUUGAUCCUAUCCAAUUUGUUCCAAAAAUGAAAAUUCCAAAAAAAAAAAAAAAAAAAGUCUCAUGCGUAGUGAAUCCAAAAAGGGAUUUUUUUUUUAAAGAACAGAAAAAUCUACAAAAAUUCGCACACCUUUUUCAAGGAAAAAAAAAUGAAACACGAUCCAAUCAAGUGUUGCCACCUCAACAAGAUUCCCUCUCAUCAUAAUUUUUGUCUCCAUUACACAUGUCACUCUCAGUUUGUUUCUUGGAGAGAAAUUCUCACACAAUUGUCACUCAUUUUGGGCACACCAGCCACCUAUAUACACUUUUUACUCUCACAAUCAAUACAUACACAAUGGCACAUUCAAUGGAUAUUGCUUAGUAAAGUGCCUAAACGCAGCUUCAGUUUCAUUGAAGGGUGGGGUGUCUUGGAAGAAAACAAAUGUAACAAUGAAGGCUGUUCGGGGACAAGACACCGGGAUGUCGGGUGAAACAUAGAAUAGGAAGCUUUAGGUAGUGCAGGCUUACUUUCUCGCACUUCCUUUUAUUUUUGGACUCUGGUAAUUUAGACAUUGAUUUAAACUCUAAUAAUCCCUUUUCGAAACACAUUUUGUCACUUUCUUUAUUGAAAUCCCUUUUGAACUUAAAAUACAAAUCUUUUGUAAAAAAAAAGGGGUGUGACAAUGAAUACUAAAGCAGCAAUUAGAAAAUAUUUUUGGAUAUUUUUGUUUUGUUUUUAGUCCUGUCCAACAUGAAGAUGCUUUAGGUGAAAAUGUAAAGAGGCAAAUGUUAUUACCAGAACCAAUGAAAAAUAUCUCCUACGUUCCUAUUUCAGUAUCUUUGUUUGACUAGGUACGGAGUUUAACAAACAAAGAUAAACUCUUGAAUUUUGUGGUCUUAAAUUAAAUAUGUCUAUAAUGUACCAAAAUGUCCUCUGAAUCUUGUGGUUAUAAACUUAUCCUGUAUGAUGUUUGAAUUGUAUACCUACUAAAUAUAAAAAGGGGUACUCUUUUUGGGACAAACUAAAAAUAUGAAACUUAAAUUCGGACUCUGAGAGUAUAUGAUAGUUGAAUGAAAGGUGACAGAAGGAAGUGACUAAAUCAUCAACUAAAGCUACAAUUCCAGCAAAUGAGUGGAGUCUCUUCGGUUAAAAUUGAAAAGUAACCAGCAUUCAAAUGCUAAACUUUUAAUGAGUGGAUAUGCUUUCAGAUAUGUGCUCCCCUUAUAAUGAUUUUAGCAAGAAAUUAGACAAACAUGGAGAUCUUCCUUGGUCAAUGAUGUUUUUUUUUUCUUUUUUCUUUUUUGACAAGAGAACCCGCAGCCGCUACCCUUCGGGUGGGCAAUGAUCUUUAGGCUACUGAUUCAUGACAGUUCUCAAAAGAAGUUAGACUCAUAUUUGCUAUACAAGGGAUUUGAGCACACUUUAGCCAGUGAUUUGUCUCUGUUUUUUUUUAUAGGGGCAACACUGUUUAUAUAUUAAAGUAUAAAAUGAAGAAAACAAGAAAUGUUAACUGAGUAACAGUGUUAAUUUAUGUGUAGGAUUUCAAUAAUACAGGGGUAGUAAGUGCUUGAUUUAGAAAAUGCAUGGGGUGUGACUGAAACUAAGUGUUAGUAUAGGGGCGUUUAGUGUAGUUUUCCCUAUUUUUUAUGUAUCCACUUGGAUUCUUCAUAUGUUUACUUCUUUAUAUUUUGAAUCCCUCCUCCACUGUUUGUGGUGUUAAUAAACAGAUAUGGCGAUUGCUGAUCGAGUCAUACACAUUCCCGGAGGACGAGUUAUUUUGCCAUUGUUGACAUUGGGAGGAAUCGCUUUUUUGAUAAAUUAUUUCUACGGGAGACCAAAAAGGAUAUCUCGAUCAGUUAAAAAUCUCAAAGUGAAAUCUUCGGCAGAGGUUGAUGAGGACUACUUCCGUCAGCUACCAGAUGAUGUUUUGUCUCGCAUUCUUGGAAAUUUGACAGUAAAAGAUGCUGUUAUGACGAGCAUUUUAUCUAGAAGAUGGAGAUAUAGUUUUGCCUCUAUGCCUAAACUAAAUAUUGAUUGCCUUGCCAUGUUCGGGGUUGGUAUUUUUGACGAUCACCAUGGUUGUUCUUACUAUCAACAAAGAUUCUUGAAGGGAGUGAAUAUGUUAUUACAACUUUACUCAGGUAGUAGAGUGCCUCACAUUAAUAUGACCUUUUGCUUUGGGAGAGAGUUAUCUUGUGAAUUUGAGCACUGGAUGCGUUCUAUUUCAGGGUUAGGCGUUGAAAGAUUAUGCCUUUCCUUUAUUUGUGGUUCUGUUUCCGUAAGUUUCACCACCACCACCACCACCCCCCUCAACUCCCCCGAUAGGUUGUUUAGAUUUGCUCUUGAGCUUCUGUCUCAAGCUUCUUUAUUGAAGCAUUUGGAUUUGUACCAUUGCACUGUGCAACUAAAUUCCGAAGUUUGUUUUAGGUCCCUCGAGACCCUUUCUCUGACGGCUGUUUUGUUAGCAAGUGGACAGCUAGAGGGUAUUCUGUCCUCUUGUUUUAACCUUAAGCAAUUAACUCUUAAACUUUGUAACCUUCCUUAUAAGCUACGCUUUUCCAGUACAGUAACAGAUGUUACGUUUCACAUUUGUGGUGGAGUGAAAGAGAUUGAUUUUCAGGCUGCAAAUCUUCGUGCACUUGAUUUUCACUGUUUUGACAACGUAAGAUUCAUUUUCUCGUUUGUUCCCAAGUUGGAAAAUGUAACAAUUCAUCCUUCUAAAGCUGAAACAAUGUCAUACAUCUUCGGUGAUUUUGCGAGAGAUUUACCUGCUCAGGUUAAAUCUUUAGCAGUCAGAUGUGGUCAUGAGAUAAAAUGUGUACCAAUCGAUAUGAAGAUGUUCAGAAACAUUAGGCAGUUAAGCUUGUCACUAUUCGACUUGUAUGACUCUGACAUACUCAAUAUUUCCCUCCUCUUGGGUGCUUGUCCUCUUCUUCAAUAUCUGAAUUUGACGGCACCACAAGUAGAGAAAAGAGCACGAAACAAAGAGGAAGUAGAGAGCCUCCUUUAUCUCCUAUAUGUCACACUAAACUAAAAGAAGUGACAUUGGGUGGAUUUUAUGGAUCAACAUCAGAGAUUGAAGUUGCUCUAUUUAUUCUUAGAAGUGCAUUAACAUUCAAGCACAUGAUUUUCUUUGUUGACACGGGUCGUUGUAGGUAGACAUCAGUUUUAAUUAAGUAUGAAGUAUGUAGAUGUACAAGAAGCUAAUUGUCAAGUGGCGAAUUGCUGUUUUCACCUUAUUCUAUAGUGUUGAUGUGUCACUGUAUUUCAUUAUGUUACCACCAACAAUUAAGAUAUCCAAUUGCUGGGCAAGGAAUGGGAUUAAAUACCAUGAGUUACUAUAUUACCUUAGGAGAUCAGGUAAAUUGGUCUACGUGUGCUCAGUUUGACUCAGUCAUCACAUUUUAGACAUUGUCUCGACAUAUUUCUUUUACUCUAAGUCAUUGAUCUCAUAUCGGGGUCUGCAUUCACUAUUAAUCCUAUGCUUGUCCACUCCUUUCA